This is a messenger RNA of Penicillium angulare, 600 nucleotides long. RefSeq lists its product as uncharacterized. The transcript has 3 exons. Lineage: Eukaryota; Fungi; Ascomycota; Eurotiomycetes; Eurotiales; Aspergillaceae. Bases 1 to 600 code for a protein of 199 amino acids. The record is from RefSeq and is a predicted model, not a curated record.
AUGGCUGCUCCUCUUUCAAAGGAUGUAACUAACCUGACUGGAACCUGGCGCUUGAACAGGAAGCUCUCUGAUGAUCCUGAAGGCUUACUUGCCCUGCAAGGUGUCCCGUGGAUUACCCGAAAGGCUCUUCGUCUAGCUAGUCUUUCUCUCCAAAUGACCCAGUCAGUUUCAAUGUCUGAUGCUAGCAGCGAUGGCACCAGUGAUGGCACCAACACCUCAUCUGAUGAUGAUGGCUUCGUAACCAUGCUUCAUGUUAGACAGACGGUCAGUCCAGGUUCCUUCAACAGCGACUCGUCAUGUCCCGUAAAUGGUCAAGAGCAAAAGCUGUCUCUCCCCAUAUUCGGUGACAUCAAAAUGAGUCUACGAUACAUGAACACGUCCGGCAUCAAAGAUGAAGUUAUUCGUCAACAGUAUGAAGAUGGAUGUCCGACGAAGACGGUUAUUGAUGAAGAUGCUGUUAAUCUUAAGAUGGGUUGGACUGCUCAUGUGUUGUGGGGAUUUGAGAUUAUCAACGGAAAAAGGUAUUUGACUCGCAACGCAACGAGCUCGAGGAAUGAUGAGACGGUCGCUGCUCGAAUGGUCUAUGAUUAUCAGGAAUAG